Messenger RNA from Kluyveromyces lactis, 615 nucleotides. It is a transcript of the gene ERV1, whose product is annotated as flavin-linked sulfhydryl oxidase. Gene Ontology annotation, cellular component: mitochondrion. Bases 1 to 615 code for a protein of 204 amino acids. The transcript has 2 exons. NCBI's taxonomy places the organism in Eukaryota, Fungi, Ascomycota, Saccharomycetes, Saccharomycetales, Saccharomycetaceae. The record is from RefSeq and is a predicted model, not a curated record. Gene Ontology annotation, molecular function: flavin-dependent sulfhydryl oxidase activity; flavin adenine dinucleotide binding.
AUGUCAAGCCGUACUGAAACUUCUAAAACACCAGAAUUUGGACUGUCUGGAAGAAAAAUCAUCUACGAUGAAGAUGGAAAACCCUGUCGUUCAUGCAAUACUUUGUUGGACUUUCAAUUUGUGACCGGCACUUUGAAGGCUCGGGGAAGCGGCAAUUCUUCUGCUUCACCAGUGGCGGAUUCCACUCAGUCUCCUGGCUCCGGUGAAUUAGCAGCUGGGGCCGCGACAGAUAUUUCAAAUACUUCAGCUGACCAGCCACUGUUGAUUCCUGGAUCUAAGACAUACUCUAAGUCUGGGCCUGCUGAUGUCGAAGAGCUAGGCCGUUCUUCUUGGACUUUGUUACAUACGAUAGCUGCCAAGUAUCCGAAUAAGCCAUCGGACACACAGAAACAAGAAAUGAAACAAUUUAUGACCAUAUUCUCUCAUGUUUAUCCAUGCGGGUGGUGUGCUAAGGACUUUGAACUAUUUAUAAAAGAGAACGCACCCAAGGUUGAUUCAAAAGACGACUUAGGUAGAUGGAUUUGUGCGGCACAUAAUGAAGUUAAUGAGAAAUUGGGAAAGGAGAAAUUCAACUGCGAUUUGUGGAAGAAAAGGUGGGUAGAUGGGUGGGAUUAA